CCACAAUAGUUCGCUCUCCUUGAUAUGCUGAUCAUUCGCUUGAUUAAUUUUGAAAGCGAACGAGUUUACUAACUCCUCCAAAGCGGCCUCCUUAAGAUGACAAUAGGCCUAGAAUUCGCAAGGGUCUUGCACGAAGGGACAGCCAAUAGGACGAGCUGAGAAGAAGCUAGGUCUCGUAUGUCUCAUAAACUGGGAGACCCCAAUUUUGAUAGAAAGUUCGACCAGAUCAUCACUGAGGCACAGAGAUGGCAAAUCUCGUAGACGCAGUUGGUGUUCUCGAGGUUCUACUCAGAAACUGCGAUGAUUGAGAAACGUACUUCUGGGAAGAUAUAACAAUGCCUGAAAUUGCAUCAGUGAGUGAUGAAGAGUGUCCUUCUCUCUUUAGCAGACUCCUUUCACCAGCGCUUGGGUUAAAAGAAGCUCGCCUGAGAGUCAGCGGAGUGGUGCAUAUGAUCGAGCCUUUGGAAGAAUCAGUGAUAUCGGAGCUUAGAACAUAUCUCGUCAGUAACAUUGAGCAACGUGUUAAGAGCGUUCUAGGCACCGAAGAGGACUUGCAGGUAUUUUGGAUAAGGAUGAAGAUGAUGACAGUGUGGCGGACACCGAAUAGACCACAGCAUGGGUACACCCGAAUAUGAUUUUGAAGUCAUCGAUUUCUUUCCGCAUCUUAAUGGAAACACGGCAUAUAAAGUGACUUUUUGCUUUUCCUUUGU
Talaromyces proteolyticus is the source of this 710-nucleotide messenger RNA. RefSeq lists its product as uncharacterized. The transcript has a single exon. Bases 336 to 635 code for a protein of 99 amino acids. The record is from RefSeq and is a predicted model, not a curated record. Lineage: Eukaryota; Fungi; Ascomycota; Eurotiomycetes; Eurotiales; Trichocomaceae.